UCUCCAGUCAGUUCGCCUCAGUGUACCUCCACUGACAUCCAGCGCGCGCGCCUCGCCACCUGAUCACUCUCGCAGUCGCAACGCUGCCUCUCUGUCGCCCGCUCGCCCGCUCGCUCUUUCUCCACCGAUCACAUCGGGAAAUCACAUCGGAUUUUUAUUCCUCCGAUUCACCGACCCUCCUCCAUCCCGCAUACGCCCUCUGUCUCCGUCUUUCCCCUGCACACUCAUGAUCUUAACCUGGCCGAACCGAAGGAUUUCAAUCCCUCGAGCAUGAGAAGGACUGCCAGCUCUUCCGCAAUCCAGCAUCAGAGCUUGGGCUACCAGCAUGAACACUGGAUACGUACGCUCAAACAGCAGAAGUUUUUCGCCAACAGAAUAAAACACGGGGGACUUCAAAUUCCAGCCGUAGGGGAGAAUCAGUUUUAGGUCUCCACAGAAUGGAGCGAGAAUGAACAGAGAAAGGCUGCAGGAAAAGCAUGAACUGGAGGGUCAUUGAGGUCACCUGCUUCCUGUUUAUAUGGGGCCAUAUAACAGUCCAGUCUUCCCGCCAGGAUCCGUCCGUUGCCGAGCACCAUGUCUCCAAGCAAUUUGAUUGGCUCAUCUCCGACCGAGGGCCCUUCCACCACUCGCGGAGCUAUCUCUCCUUUGUGGAAAGAUUCCGCCAAGGAUUUACAACCAGAUACAAGAUCUAUAGGGAGUUUGCACGUUGGAAGGUGAGGAACACCGCCAUCGAGCGGCGGGACCUGAUCCGGAACCCCGUCCCUCUGAUGCCGGAGUUCCAGCGCAGCGUGCGGCUGCUGGGGCGACGGCCGUCCACCCAGCAGUUCAUCGACACCAUCAUCAAGAAGUACGGGACGCACGUCCUCAUCUCCGCCACGCUGGGAGGUGAGGAGGCGCUGACCAUGUUCAUGGCGAAGAGCAAGCUGGACAGGAGGUCGAUGAACGCCACGCAGGGCGUGGAGGCGCUGCACCAGCUCGCCUCGUCCUACUUCAUCGACCGCGACGGGACCAUGAGGAAGCUGCACGAGAUCCAGAUCUCCACCAACGCCAUCAAGGUGACGGAGACUCGGACGGGUCCGCUGGGCUGCAGCACCUACGACAACCUGGACUCGGUCAGCUCCAUCCUGCUCCAGAGCCCCGAGAGCAAGCUGCACCUGCAAGGUCUGCAGGUGAUUUUCCCAGAAUACCUACAGGAGAAGUUUGUCCAAUCAGCUCUCAGCUACAUCAUGUGUAACGGCGAGGGGGAGUACGUGUGCCGGGACAGCCAGUGCAUCUGCCAAUGCGCCGACGAGUUCCCACAAUGCAACUGCCCCAUCACCGACAUCCAGAUCAUGGAGAACACGCUGCUGGGAAUGGCAGAAUCCUGGGCGGCCUCCUACAAGGACUUUGAGAACUCAGACGAGUUUAAGUCCUUCCUGAAGAGGCUGCCCUCCACCCACUUCCUCCCGGUGAGCAGCGUGCAGCUCCUGUGGGGCAGUGACUGGGACCUGCAGGCGCGGUACCGUCUGCUGCAGAGCUCCCUGGAGGUGCAGCGCUUCAAGAUGCAGCGCACCGCCCGCAAGCUGUUCGGCCUCAGCAUCCGCUGUCACCACAACCCCAACCACCAGAUGCCCAGAGAGAGGUCGGUGCUGCAGUGGCUGAACCGGGUGCAGUCCUUCCUGUACUGCAACGAGAACGGCUUCUGGGGCACCUUCCUGGAGAGCCAGCGGACGUGCGUGUGCCACACGGGGGUCAGCCUGUGCCAGCGGCCCAUCCCCUGCGUCAUCGGCGGCAACAACAGCUGCGCCAUGUGCAGCCUGGCCAACAUCUCGCUGUGCGGCUCCUGCAACAAGGGCUACAAGCUGUACCGGGGCCGCUGCGAGCCGCAGAACGUGGACUCAGAGCGCAGCGAGCAGUUCCUCAGCUUCGAGACCGACCUGGACUUCCAGGACCUGGAGCUCAAGUACCUCCUGCAGAAGAUGGACUCUCGCCUCUACGUGCACACCACCUUCAUCAGCAACGAGAUCCGCCUGGAGACCUUCUUCGACCCGCGCUGGAGGAAGAGGAUGUCGCUGACGCUGAAGAGCAACCGGAACCGCAUGGACUACCUGCACAUGGUCAUCGGGCUGUCCAUGAAGAUCUGUCAGAUGCGCAACAGCAGCGUGGACCCCAUGUUCUUCGUCUACGUCAACCCCUUCAGCGGGAGCCACUCGGAGGGCUGGAGCAUGCCCUUCGGGGAGCACGGCUACCCCCGCUGGGAGAAGGUCCGCCUGCAGAACUCGCAGUGCUUCAACUGGACCCUGCUCCUGGGCAACCGCUGGAAGACCUUCUUCGAGACGGUGCACAUCUACCUUCGCAGCCGAGCCAAGGUGCCCACCACCCUGCGGAACGACACGGGCCAGGGCCCGGUGGACCUGUCGGACCCCAGCAAGCGGCAGAUCUACAUCAAGAUCUCGGACGUGCAGGUGUUCGGCUACAGCCUCCGCUUCAACGCCGACCUGCUGCGGAGCGCCGUCCAGCAGGUCAACCAGUCCUACACCCAGGGGACCCAGUUCUACUCGUCCUCCUCGGUCAUGCUGCUCCUGUUGGACAUCCGAGAGCGGAUCAACCGCCUGGCCCCGCCCGUGGCCCCCGGGAAGCCCCAGCUGGACCUCUUCUCCUGCAUGCUGAAGCACCGGCUCAAGCUGAGCAACAGCGAGAUGAUCCGCGUCAACCACGCCCUGGACAUGUACAACACAGAGAUCCUCAAACAGGCGGACCACCUGACCACCAAGCUCUGCUGAGGCCUCUCACAAACACGCUAAACCACAAAUCAGUCAUGAACACAAAACACAUCUAAAAUUCUAUGAUACAAACAAAAAAGAAAACAUUUGGAGACAAGCAAAACUUUCCUUUUAUUUAUUUUUCUUUGUUUCGGACCCUUUUUUUGUUCUACUUUUUGAUGUAAUACUGAACAAUUUGUAAAUGUAAUUGUUAAAAAAAAAACAAAGGGGGAAAAGUAAUUGCGUUUUAGUUUGGAGAAGGAUGGAGAUGAACUUAAAAAACCAUUUAACAAGACUGUACCAUAUUUGUCAGAAGCAUGUCUGUCGUUUCCUAAAAGAACAUAAAGAAGGAAAAAAAUUAAACAACUGGAGACUAAGGCCUUGACUUUACUGAGGGACUUUAAUGAGGGAAAAAUGGGACAUCGAAACUGCCAUUCUUAUCUUUAAAAACAUUUUUAAACAAUCUUUAUUUUAACAAAAUGGCAAUUUGUCUAUUUGCAGAAUGGGUGAAAAAAAAUGUAUGUAUAGUUUAAAACAAGCAUUUUAUUAAGAAUAUACAGAUAAAUAAUGUCUCGGUCGGUAUUGCUUUAUCUACAUGGCUUGCAGGAAGUUUAUUUUAGCGCACUCUAAGUAGAGAGCGAUUAGCAUCGCGGUUGCACACGGUUCAACACAAAAGCGUCUUGCUCCUUUCACAAAGAACAGGACACAAAAGCAGGCCCAGCUGCGCAGCAUUGUUUGUUUUUUAAAAAUGCGGAAGACGUCGGCUUUUCCUUUGUAAUUUGCGCGGUGAUUAGCGGUGUUUGUUUCGCGGACAGACCGCGGGGGAGUGAGUGGGUUCACCACGAGCGGAUGGCAGCUGGCAAAAAUAAAAAAAUAAAAUGUCCGCCCGUGUUUUUAAUUUUUUUCCUGCCGAUGCCCGAGUGUGCUCCCGCGGUCUGAAGAUGAACAAUCGAUGCCGUUCCAUACAGGUUCGCAAAAUGUACACCCUGUGAGUACUGACGUGUCAAGCUUACCGGCAUGGAGAACAAAUUCGAGCAUCGAUCAUUCGUCUGCGCCCAGAUACAAUACGAGCCACGCGGCUUCCCAGAGGUGAACACAAAACACACGGGCCUACGCACAUUUCUCUCUCUGAAAAAUGUACCGUACACAAAACUGCUUUUUCUUUUCUUUUUUGUUGCUUUGCAACUUAUCUGUAAUGGAUGAGCCAGAGAAAGAAAGUGGAAGAAAAUGGCAUAUACUUACCUUAGGAUGAAGGUAUGAUACCAUAAAAGCCAUUGCAGUUCCAUUAUCAGGAGUGAACGUGGGUUAAACGUUGCACGCCUGUACCGAAGUACCGGACUUUUAGACUCAAAUCUCGCUCAUGUGGCAUGUGUGUGAAGCUUUAAGUGCUGUUUUGCUUGUGGCCGCUCUACACCGGUUCAAAAACGUUGCCUUAGUGUGUGAUUCGGCUGGAGUUCAGACGUGGAAGUUCUGCUGUGAGGCGCACUGUUUGCUCGUGAAUUUCGUCAUUUUUCAGUCAGUGGGGCUCAUCCUAUAUACGAAAUCCAGAAGUCCGGAAAGAUUCCAAUUCAACAUUAUUAUUAAAUACCCGUCACAACAUUUAUUAUUAUUAUUAUUAUUAUGAUUAUUAUUAUUAUUAUUAUUAUUAUUAAAGUGCCUGUUAAUUAUCCCUUUAACAUGCUGUUUCAAGUUUGAUUCAUUUGAAUGUUCUCAGAUGUACACACGAAUGUCACAGGAUGAAGCCAGAUCCCAGCUGCCAGCCCAUAUAUUUCUGAAAAGUUUUCCUGUUUCUAGAAUAAAGAAAGCUCCGGAAAGUCUC
Conger conger (European conger) is the source of this 4560-nucleotide messenger RNA. RefSeq names its product bone morphogenetic protein/retinoic acid inducible neural-specific 1 (gene brinp1). The transcript is spliced from 8 exons. Gene Ontology annotation, biological process: positive regulation of neuron differentiation; negative regulation of mitotic cell cycle. The record is from RefSeq and is a predicted model, not a curated record. Lineage: Eukaryota; Metazoa; Chordata; Actinopteri; Anguilliformes; Congridae. Bases 477 to 2762 code for a protein of 761 amino acids.